Cygnus olor (mute swan) is the source of this 4173-nucleotide messenger RNA. It is a transcript of the gene HMGCLL1, whose product is annotated as 3-hydroxymethyl-3-methylglutaryl-CoA lyase like 1. Gene Ontology annotation, cellular component: cytosol; endoplasmic reticulum. The coding region runs from base 84 to 1112 and encodes 342 amino acids. Gene Ontology annotation, biological process: ketone body biosynthetic process; L-leucine catabolic process. Lineage: Eukaryota; Metazoa; Chordata; Aves; Anseriformes; Anatidae. Gene Ontology annotation, molecular function: hydroxymethylglutaryl-CoA lyase activity. The transcript has 10 exons. The record is from RefSeq and is a predicted model, not a curated record.
CCGCCCUCCGCCAUUCGCAGGCGCCGCUGCUCGGGGCCGGGCCGCAGCCGGCUGCGGUUGACCUUGCGGCCGGCCGCCCCGCCAUGGGCACGGUGCCGUCGGCGCUGAAGCACUGCCUCAGCUACCAGCACCUCUUCAAGGAGCAGCCGUGGAUCGGGGAGCCGGUCCCCCCGCCGCAGCCCGGGCAGGAAUCCCAAACAUCUGGACUGCCUGAGUACAUAAAGAUUGUAGAAGUUGGGCCAAGGGACGGAUUACAAAAUGAAAAGGUGAUAGUCCCAACUGAUAUCAAAAUUGAGUUAAUCAACCGGCUUUCCAAAACAGGCCUUUCUGCAAUAGAAGUGACCAGUUUCGUUUCAUCCAAAUGGGUGCCUCAGAUGGCAGAUCAUAAAGAAGUAAUGAGAGGCAUUGAGCGACAUCCUGGAGUCCGAUAUCCUGUUCUCACGCCUAACCUUCAAGGUUUUCAUUCUGCUAUUGCAGCAGGAGCUACAGAAAUCUCAGUAUUUGGUGCAGCAUCUGAAUCUUUUAGCAAAAUGAAUAUUAAUUGUUCUAUUGAAGAAAGCAUAGAAAAAUUUGAAGAAGUUGUUAAAUCAGCAAGGAAUAUGAAUAUUCCAGUGCGUGGGUAUGUGUCUUGUGCAUUGGGAUGCCCAUAUGAAGGAAACAUCAUACCAGCUAAAGUGGCAGAAGUAUCGAAACGGCUGUACAGUAUGGGCUGUUAUGAAAUCUCUCUGGGGGAUACAAUUGGUGUGGGGACUCCUGGAAGUAUGAAAAGAAUGCUGGAAGCUGUUAUGAAAGAAAUUCCUCUGAGUGCUCUUGCUGUUCAUUGUCAUGACACAUAUGGCCAGGCAUUAGCCAAUAUCCUCACAGCCAUACAGAUGGGAGUUGCUGUAGUGGAUUCAUCUGUUGCAGGUUUGGGUGGCUGUCCCUAUGCAAAGGGUGCUACUGGAAAUGUGGCCACAGAGGAUGUGAUAUACAUGCUUAAUGGUUUGGGGAUCAAUACAGGAGUAAAUCUUUAUAGAGUGAUGGAGGCUGGAAACUUCAUCUGUACAGCUUUGAACAAGAAAACAAACUCAAAGGUUGCACAAGCUUCCUUCAAUAGUGGAACAAUCAAUUGAAUGGAUUUUCUUUGCAGAUUAAUUACAUUUGUCAUCUACCUUGACCAAGGACAUUUAUAUCAAGAAAACAAACAUAAGAAAAUCAUUUCAGCAAAGAACUAAAACAGAACCUAGAUAUAACUUUUUGUUAUGGGAAGAGUUUCUGUACUGUAGCGUCUUGUCAAGAAUUGUCUGGUUUGUAAGGAUGAAAUAAAUGACUCAUACAGAACGCUAUGCUUGGUACUUCUACAGAUGAGAAGAAUGUAUAAACAUCAGGCCAUUUUACCAUUCUUUAACUUGCAUUUUAUUAUUUUUUUUUUUAGGUAAACUGGUUAGAAGCAGUGAAUACAUGGUUAAUUUUUAAUCAAGAUUACUUUUAGAACAGUACAAAUAUUUGCAGUAGUUUAUGAGAUCCCACAUUGUGUGUGGCCAUUCUAUCAUGUGUUUUAUUUGUCUGAAUCUAUAUUUUUCAUUUGUCAAGUCAGUUUUGUAAUGACCAUGGAGCCAAAUCUGAAUGUACUGUAAGAAAUUUUUAGCUAUAGCACUUUUGUUAUUUUGUUUUGUUUAACAUCUGCUAAGUAUAUGGAUGACUUUAUCUUGUUCCAAGACUUUGUGGUGAAUGGCAGCCUGCCAGAUCCUCCAAAUCUAAUGCAAAUUUCCUUAUUUGUUACAUAUGUUAAAUUUGUUGUAGUUGCCUUUUUUUUUUGUCAACUGUAUUAAAAUGUAAUUGUAUGAAGAAAUUAAAAAUUGGCAAGGUUUGCAACCAUCGUUCAGGGUAGUAGUAGUGUAGAAGGGGCUAAAUUUUGUCCAAGGUCUCAUUGAACAAUUUGACUUUUUCUUCUGUAGUCUAUGAAUUGACAUUCUCAUUAAUUUUUGAGGAUAGUAAUGCUCUGUUGUACUAGCUUACACAGAGGGAACCACCUCCAAUUUAUCUCUAUGGAACAAAGUGGAAGAUAACAUAUAAAUAAGGAAAAGGGUGGAUCAUUUUUGUCUGGAACUCAAAUCUGCCAGGUUACAGCUGAGUCUUAGCUUGCCUUUGAAAUUCCAAAGUGAACUUUUUCUGAGAUCUUUAAGCCGGUACUGGAGUUUGGAAUUGGCACAGCUUAACAAAAUCAAACUUGGCAUGCCAUGAAGCUCAAAGAUAGAAUUUUAAUAUAAUCCCUCUAUCCAGUUUAUGCUGUAGUAACAGUCAAAAACAAUAUAAGCUGCAUUGUUUCGCUCUUUUCAUGGUAAAAGUCAAAGGAUAAGCAAAGAAAUCUGCUUAGGUGAGGCAGGAAAUUUAUUGCCUAUCAAUGCAAAAUAAAUUGCACCUCUUCCUGUGGCGUCCAGUAAGAAGACUUACAGGUACUCUUAAAGACAUGGAAACCCUGAUUUACGUGAUCUGUUCUGGGUGCGUACUUGGAUUGCCACAAGAAAAUGUUCCAUCCUCAUUGUAGGCCAGUUUAGGAACUGCAUUGAUAUUAUCUACUUUUUGGUAAGUAGAGUAGCUACUACAUCUUAGAUAAAAGUGAGUGGUUAUACUACAGCCACAACUUCUAUGUUAAAUAAGAUACCUGUGUAGAUUACAGAAUAAAAGAGCUAGCUCUGCUCAGCUCUUUGAGAGUUCUAGACACCUAUAUCCUAACUACCAUGAAGGGUUCCUGACUUUUUCUCUAAGAGACCCUUAAACCCUGGAGAAGUUGUCAGAUAUGCCUCUGCACGUAGUGCAUCAUAGGUUGUUCAGCAUCUGGAAUGUCCUAAGGCUCUUAACUCUCCCUAUGCCCAGAAAUAGGGUACCUGUGGGUCUGUGGGUCUGUGGGGAUGAACAACCUAAACUGCCUCAGUUCUUUAUUGAUUCUGCUUUAGAAACUACUUGGGAGCUUAUGAAGAGUCUUAAAUGCAGGUCUGUUAUUCUAUAAUGAUGUAAGCAUUGGAAGAGAUGAGCAGUCACAUCUGGAGCCAGUACUUUACCCACACGUUCAGCUUCAACCACAUAGUGAGUUAUAGUAAUCCAGGGUGGAGGUCACAGACAUAUAGAUUGUUUGUCAGGAUUGUUUAAAGGAGGAAGAAACAUAAAGCCAGAUCCAAAAAAAUAAAAAAAUAAAAAAAUAAUUAUUUGCCAAAAGUGCCACCUGGAAUAAAUUAUUUAGGCAUGUGGAUCCAGGUGAGCAAUCUCCUGAAAAUGCUUCUUUACUUGUAGUGUGACUGAGAAUUGUUAGACAUCUCAUGUUUGUGCUACUAAAAUUUGUUCAGCACAUAAUAUUCUGCUGCUCUGCUUUCCUGAGAUGGCAUUGUUUUGGCUGUGCAGAGCAUGUUAAUGCCUAAUCUUUAGUUUCAGAAAAAAUAGGCAUAUUUUGCCCUUAAGAUCAAGGGCUAAUCCAAUAGUUAUUCUAUGAGCAUGCAUUACUCACAUAGAUAGCACCGAGUUCACCACAUAGUAAAGCAGUUGAGGCUGCAUCCCUCCAAAAACAUGGCAGGAACAGUAUGAGAUAUGAUGGUGCUACUGCUCUCCAGUGCUUCUGAGCUUCUAAAUCUUUAAGUUUACAUUCAGAGUGACUGACCACGACUGGUGCUUGCUCUUUGGUUCCUUUCAGUGUCCCCCAUUGAGUACAUUGCUGUUAGUUCACCCUGAAGUAACCCUCUGCCUAUGGAAGGCUUAAAUCCAGGUGUUUUAUUUGUGUGAGAAGGUGUCCCAAUUACUAUAUUAUUAUUAAAAUUAUAUAUAUUUUUUGAAAGCUAUCAAGAAAAAACAACAGAGUGCUGUGCAUGAUCACACAGAUAAAAUGUGAGGACAUUCUGACUCCCUGUCUGUUUUGGUGAUGCUCUCUGGGUUUCCUACCAGAGACAAAUUAGAUGUACAGAGGGAGCUGGGGUUGUUUAGCUUGGAGAAAAGAAAGCUCAGGGGAGACUUUAUUGUACUUUUCAAUUGCCUUAAAGGAGGUUGUAGAGUGGUGGGGAUCAGGCUUUUCUUCCAAGCACCAAGUGAAAGAUGAAAGGAAAUGGCCUCAGGUUGCACCAGGGGAGGUUUAGGUUGGAUAUUAGGAGAAAUUACUGAAAGGGUUGUGUGGCAUUGGAAUAGGCUGCCCAGAGAAGAGGUUGAGUC